Coprinopsis cinerea okayama7#130 is the source of this 1002-nucleotide messenger RNA. Its product is annotated as abhydrolase domain-containing protein 12. The transcript is spliced from 4 exons. Gene Ontology annotation, biological process: monoacylglycerol catabolic process; phosphatidylserine catabolic process. Bases 1 to 1002 code for a protein of 333 amino acids. Gene Ontology annotation, cellular component: endoplasmic reticulum membrane. The record is from RefSeq and is a predicted model, not a curated record. Gene Ontology annotation, molecular function: phosphatidylcholine lysophospholipase A1 activity; monoacylglycerol lipase activity. NCBI's taxonomy places the organism in Eukaryota, Fungi, Basidiomycota, Agaricomycetes, Agaricales, Psathyrellaceae.
AUGUCGGCGCCAUCGCCAGUUGCAAAAGCGCAGAAACGCCCAUCUACAGUGGUUGUACAACGUCUCCAGCGCGUCGCUGUUGGCCUGGGUCUGCUGUACACGGGUGCUGUCCUGCUCGUGCUAACGCCGCUCAUCCAAACUCUGGUUCUGUACGCUACACAUAUCGAUGUGAUUGGUUAUUCCAAGUUUGAACAUCCAGAGCAUUACGGUCUUGCGCCUGGCAAGACCAUAAAUAUGGCAUUGGGCUCGUCAGAUAAUGUCACACUGGGCGCCUGGUUCGUGUUUUCGGACCCCUUCUAUCGGAAACUACCACACCCCCACCUGCAAACCUACCUGCACACCCGGGCACCCGCGCCACCUACAACCUACCAGUCCAUCCAGCAGGCAUCUAAGGACUUCAUCCCCGAGGCACUGAAGCACAACCCGACCGUGCUCUUUUUGCACGGGAACUCGGGAACACGCGCCCACCAUCUUCGCACUGACAUCUACUCCGGUCUGACCGCCAGGUUGGGCGUGAACGUCUUCGCAAUCGACUAUCGUGGUUUUGGAGACAGUACAGGAGAGCCAUCCGUGCAAGGUGUCGGUCGGGAUGCACGGGCAGGUUUCGACUACCUAGUUCAGAAUGGAGCCAACCCGGAGAACAUUCUUAUCAUUGGCCACAGCCUAGGGACCGCCAUUGCCGGACUUCUGGCGGCAGAGCUUGGGCGUGAAGGUGUCAGGUUUAGAGGAGUUGUCCUCAUGUCUCCAUUCUCCUCCGUCAGAACCCUCAUGGACCAGUAUCACCUGUUUGGCUUCCUCCCUCUACUCAAGCCCCUCUCAAGGAUUCCCUUCAUGCCGCGUGUGAUCACUUGGAGCGUGAAGCACAAUUUUGAUACCCUUACCCUCGUCCCUGAUAUCCAGUCUCCAGCUUUGAUAGCUCAUGCCGGCAAAGAACGACUGGGAUAUACCCCAUUCCCAUGCAUCCGUCCUCUUCGACGCCUUCAUAGAAAGUCAUUAUCAUAA